AUACAUAACAAAAACUAACAAUGUCCGUUGAAGAAAUCCCACAAGGUGCUGACGUCAAUGUCAUCCCAAAGAAUGAAAAGAAGGCCAGAGAAUUGAUCAAGAAGUUGAACUUGAAGCAAAUCAAGGGUAUUUCUCGUGUUACCUUCAAGCAAAAGGGUAACUUGAUUUACGCCAUUGACGCCCCAGAUGUAUACAGAUCUGCUGCUGGUACUUAUGUUGUCUUUGGUGAAGCCAAGGUUGAUGACAUGAACAAGAGAAUUGCCGAAGCUCAAGCCCAACAAGCUCAACAAGAAGCUUUACAAAAGGCUGCCGCUGACGCUGCUACUGCUGACAAGUCUCCAGAAGAUAUCACUGCUGACUUGGAAAAGGCCACCUUGGAAGAAAACAAGGAAGAAGAAGCCGAUGACGAAGAAGGUGAAGUUGAUGCUUCCGGCUUAGACGAAAAGGACAUUGACAUCAUCAUUGAACAAACCCAAGUUUCCAGAGCCAAGGCUGUCAAGGCUUUAAGAAAGCACGACGGUGACAUGGUCAAUGCUAUCAUGGACUUGUCUUAAGUUUAGAGUAUGAAUAUCGUAUUUAGUAUUUAAUAUACCUUUUUUGAGAUAAC
Messenger RNA from Spathaspora passalidarum NRRL Y-27907, 607 nucleotides. It is a transcript of the gene EGD2, whose product is annotated as Egd2p. The transcript has a single exon. Gene Ontology annotation, biological process: protein targeting to membrane. Gene Ontology annotation, cellular component: nascent polypeptide-associated complex; cytoplasm. The coding region runs from base 21 to 554 and encodes 177 amino acids. The record is from RefSeq and is a predicted model, not a curated record. NCBI's taxonomy places the organism in Eukaryota, Fungi, Ascomycota, Pichiomycetes, Serinales, Debaryomycetaceae.